AUGUGGGCCUUGAUCCAAAAUCGCCGGAUAAAGAGGCUUGCUACCCUUGAAGUCGGACAAGAGCAAACCGCUGCAUUAUCAAACAGGACAAAUGGUCUCGAGCUUGGGUCACCAGCUGCAGACGGAAACGGCUGCAUAUGGGUGAGGAUAAGAGACGAGACCGACCAACUAGACCCGAAAAAUUGGACACUACUAUCAAGGUUCAAAAACAUUGUGAUCCUAUCGCUUUUGAUCUUCGCGCAAGCAUGGGCAGGCUCUGCCGACUCUCAGGCCAACGAACGCGCAAGCCGCGAGUUUGGCGUGUCUCAAACCGCCGAAAACCUCUCAACUGCAAUGUAUUUAUUUGGGAUUAGCUCAGGCUCUCUUUUUGCUGGACCAUUCUCAGAAUCCAUUGGAAGAAAUCCGACGUACCUGGUAUCAACCCUCAUGUUUCUCCUUUUCGUCCUUGGAUCUGCACGUACACGCACAUUCGCCGGCCAAGUGAUAUGUCGAUACUUCGUGGGUCUUUCCUCUAGUGCGACCCUAUCGAUAAAUGGAUCCAGUGUUGGUGAUCAGUUUCGUCCGGUGAAACGCGCUUUCGUCUUUCCAAUGAUCGCCUGGGCUAAUAUUGCAGGCCCCACGAUCAGCCCGAUUGUAGGUGGAUGGGUCGUUUCCAAUCCAGACCUAGACUGGCGCUGGACUGAAUAUAUAACUCUCAUCAUAUCGGCCUUUACAUGGGUGGUGGCACUUCUCUUUCUCCCCGAAACAUACCUGCCGAUCUUACUGGAUUGGAAAUCCAGGCAGGUACGACGUGAAACUGGCGAUGAACGAUACGCAUGUGGUCCCACGAGCUCCCUUUAUCAACGACUGAAAGACAUCGUUCCGCUCCCUAUAAUAUUCUUUAGCACUGAGCCAGUGAUUUCUGUGCUUGGGGCGUACUUGGUCCUAUUAUACUGCAUUCUAUUUACCUUCCUGUCUGGAUUUGAUUACAUCUUCAAACGGACGUACAAUAUGUCUAUAGCACAAACAGGGUCAUGUUUUGGGGCUAUCGCUGCAGGCGCCACAGUGGCCACGUUUGCUGCGCCUGGUCUUUAUAAAUGGGCCCGCCGAAAGACUCAUUACGAACAUGGCGCAGCGCUACCUCCCGAAUUCCGACUUUGGCCAGCAAUUAUUGCCAGUCCUUUCCUACCGAUAUCCCUAUUCUGGUUAGGAUGGACGAAUUCUCCGACCGUCUCGGUCUGGUCAAGCCUUCUUGCGUGCGGACUUUUUGGUGCCGUGCUGAUAUCCAUCUACAUCAGCAGCUACGAGUAUAUUAUUGAUAGCUACGGGAAGCACGCAGCCAGCGCGUUAGCGAGCAUAACAAUGGUACGCUAUCUAAUAGCUGGUGGCAUGGUCCUGGCAGCCCGUCCCAUGUACGAAAGGAUCGGGGUUCAUUGGACGAUGACCAUCCUAGGUAGCAUAUCAUUAUUAUUGGCCCCCAUGCCAUUGCUUUUCAAAAUCUACGGUACUCGGUUAAGGAAGAGGAGCAGGUAUGCGGAGAGUCCAACUGCUGGGCCAGAUUGA
Messenger RNA from Penicillium egyptiacum, 1542 nucleotides. Lineage: Eukaryota; Fungi; Ascomycota; Eurotiomycetes; Eurotiales; Aspergillaceae. The record is from the annotation of a GenBank genome assembly.